CCUCCUCACUCAUCCCCUCUUUCAGGGAAUAUCUGGAGCAGUGCCUGCUUCCUCAGCCCUGAAGUCAUGGCCCUAGGUCCUCUGUGGCUGGGCCUUGCCCUGUGGGGGGCGCUGCACACCCAGGCCCAGGACUCCACUCCAACCAUGAUCCCAGCUCCGCCUCUGCUCAGUCUCCCUGUGGAGCCUGACUUCCAGAAUAAGCAGUUCCAGGGGAAAUGGUACGUCAUAGGAGUGGCAGGGUAUGGUUUUAAAAAAGAAGAUAAUAACAAGUUGAAGAUGUACAUUGACACCUAUGAGCUGAACGAAGACAACAGCUACAAUUUCACCUCUGCCCUGGGCUGGGGCCAGAACUGUGACCACUGGACCAAAAAUCACGCCAUAAAUUUGCAUGUAGGCCAAUUAAACCUGGGCAACAUUGAACGUUACAAUAAUUACCUGAGGUACACUACACGAGUGGUGACGACAGACUACAAUCAGUUUGCCAUAAUGUACUUCAAGAAAGUUUACAACAACAAGCAGGAGCACCUCAAGAUCGCCCUCUAUGGGAGGACCAAGGAGCUGCCUACUGAGCUGAAGGAACUCUUCAUCAGCUUCGCCAAAUCCCUGGGCCUCACAGAAAACAACGUCGUAUUCACUCUCCCCAACGGUGCUCUCUGGCUCUCUCCACCCCAUCCUCCUCUCAAUGACCUCUACCCAGGGCAUGACCCAGCUGUCCCCACCAGCCUGGACACCACUGAGAGAGGCAAGAGACCCUUCCUACUGCACAGCCCACCAGCUGGUCCCCAGACUGCCCUGUUGACAGAAUCUCUCUGGCUUACUAAAUAAACACAUGUCCCCCAGUC
Messenger RNA from Hyaena hyaena (striped hyena), 842 nucleotides. Its product is annotated as neutrophil gelatinase-associated lipocalin-like. The record is from RefSeq and is a predicted model, not a curated record. NCBI's taxonomy places the organism in Eukaryota, Metazoa, Chordata, Mammalia, Carnivora, Hyaenidae. The transcript has 6 exons. Gene Ontology annotation, molecular function: small molecule binding. The coding region runs from base 67 to 825 and encodes 252 amino acids.